AUGGUUCAUUACAAACUGACCUACUUCGACGGACGCGGUCUAGGCGAAUGUGCACGACAAUUAUUCGCUUUGGCUGACCAGAAAUAUGAAGAUAUUCGUGUCACUCAUGAGACUUUCCCAGCGCUGAAACCUAAGCUGCCAUUUGGACAAUUACCUUUGCUUGAUGAGGAUGGAAAAGAACUGGCACAGUCAAACGCUAUUAAUCGCUAUCUUGCCAAAAAGUUUGGAUUCGCGGGCAAAACGCCAUUUGAAGAGGCGCUUGUAGACUCACUGGCGGACCAGUACUCUGACUAUCGCAUCGAAAUUAAGCCAUUUGUCUAUACUGCUUAUGGGUUUGAAAAAAAAGGAGAUCUUGUAAGAUUUGCGCCUAUCAGCUUAUAAUA
Messenger RNA from Strongylus vulgaris, 383 nucleotides. The record is from the annotation of a GenBank genome assembly. NCBI's taxonomy places the organism in Eukaryota, Metazoa, Nematoda, Chromadorea, Rhabditida, Strongylidae.